CUGAGAGUGAACUCCAGCCGGGAUCCGGAUCACCUGCAGCCCCCAGAGCGCCACAUUCUCCGCAGACAGCGGCCACUUGUCGCGAGGGUGCCAAUUAAAAAAAAAAACGAAGAAGACGAAGCGGACAGCCAGCUGCCUUGCGCGUUGUAGAUCGGAUCAUUUAAUCCAUCACCGCCUUGACAUAAAGUGGCUUCUUCGCGAGAACUUGUGAAAACUCCGCGCUGCUGUCUGAACCCAUCCGAGGCUGAACUCUUCCUGCGCGCUUUGCCAUCGACCCGCUAAAGUCCCCGGCGCUGCUGAGCGCGCGCACUCCCAACACGCAGGUAUAAAAGCGGGCACGGAGAAGGCCGUCAUGAUGAGCAAUAACUACGGGGACGAGCAGCUGCCUCCACAGUACUACCAGGGCACGGACUUCGGGGAGGAGGAGGACGACGAGAUGCCGGCCACGGAGAAGGACCUGGCCGAGGACGCGCCGUGGAAGAAGAUCCAGCAGAACACCUUCACCAGGUGGUGCAACGAGCACCUCAAGUGCGUCAACAAGACCAUCACCGACCUGCAGAAGGAUUUCAGCGACGGGCUGAAGCUCAUUUCGCUCUUGGAAGUGUUGAGCCAGAAGAAAAUGUACAGGAAGCAUCACAGCAGGCCCAACUUCCGGCAGAUGAAACUGGAAAACGUGUCUGUGGCUCUGGAGUUCCUGGACCGGGAGCACAUCAAGCUGGUCUCCAUAGAUAGCAAAGCCAUUGUGGACGGGAAUCUAAAGCUGAUCCUCGGCCUUAUCUGGACUCUCAUCCUCCACUACUCCAUCUCCAUGCCCAUGUGGGAUGACGAGGACGACGAGGAGACCAAAAAGCUGACCCCCAAACAGCGCUUGCUGGGCUGGAUCCAGAACAAGGUGCCCCAGCUGCCCAUCACAAACUUCAACCGUGACUGGCGGGAUGGCAAAGCCCUGGGAGCCCUGGUUGACAACUGUGCCCCUGGUUUGUGUCCCGACUGGGCCGAAUGGGACCCCAAGCAGCCGGUGGAGAAUGCCCGAGAAGCCAUGCAGCAGGCCGACGACUGGCUGGGUGUGCCUCAGGUGAUUGCCCCUGAGGAGAUUGUGGACCCAGAUGUGGACGAGCACUCCGUCAUGACCUACCUGUCUCAGUUUCCUAAAGCAAAACUGAAGCCCGGGGCUCCUCUCAAGCCCAAACAACUAUUUCCAAACAAGGCCAAAGCCUAUGGACCAGGUAUUGAACCUCAUGGCAACAAGGUGCUGCAGCCCGCGGUGUUCACCGUGGAGACGCUGGAGGCCGGCAGCGGCGAAGUCCUGGUGUACGUGGAGGAUCCUGAGGGACACAAAGAGGAGGCUAAAGUUAAACCCAUCAAAGACAAAACUGGAACCUACACUGUCACCUAUGUUCCUAAAGUUGAGGGUGUCCAUAAGGUGAAAGUGCUUUUUGCAGGGCAGGACAUUGACAAGAGUCCGUAUACAGUGAAUGUGGCGAAGGCUAUGGGCGACCCAAACAAAGUUCACGCCAGGGGACCCGGUCUGGAGCCGACUGGCAACGUGGCCAACAAACCCACCUACUUUGACAUCUACACAGCUGGUGCAGGUCAUGGCGACGUCAGCGUGGUAAUUGCCGACCCGCAGGGCAAGAAGGACACCGUAGAGCUCAUCCUGGAAAAUAAGGGCGACAGUGUUUUCCGCUGCACCUACCGCCCCGUGAUGGAGGGCCCCCACACCAUUCAUGUGCUGUUUGCAGGCCAGGAGAUCCCCAAGAGCCCGUUCACUGUCAACAUCGCAGAGGCCACAAAUCCCAACGCAUGCCGAGCUACUGGCAGAGGGCUUCAGCCUAAAGGCGUGAGAGUGAAGGAGGUUGCAGACUUCAAAGUUUUCACCAAGGGAGCUGGCAGCGGUGCACUGAACGUCUCAGUCAAAGGACCAACUGGAGCAGAAGAGCAAGUGAAAGUGAAAGAUGCAGGGAAUGGUGUGUACGAGUGUGAAUAUUACCCCCUCAAGCCUGGUAAAUACACAGUCAGCAUCACCUGGGGAGGCCAGCCUAUCCCACGCAGUCCCUUCGAAGUGGAGGUGGGACCAGAGGCAGGUUUUCAGAAAGUGCGGGCGUGGGGUCCCGGUCUCAAAACAGGCAUGGUGGGAAAAUCAGCUGACUUUGUGGUGGAGGCCAUCGGCACCGAAGUGGGAACUCUGGGCUUUUCCAUUGAAGGCCCGUCACAAGCUAAAAUCGAGUGCGAUGAUAAGGGUGACGGCUCCUGCGAUGUGCGCUACUGGCCCACUGAGCCCGGCGAUUAUGCGGUGCACGUCAUCUGCGAUGAUGAGGACAUCAAGGACAGCCCCUUCAUGGCCCACAUUCUGCCUGCAGCCAACGACACGUUCCCCGAGAAGGUGAAGGCUUUUGGUCCAGGUCUUCAGCCAACUGGUGUCAUUGUGAACAAACCCACUGAAUUCACCGUCGACGCCCGUAUGGCUGGGAAGGGUCACCUCAAGCUCUACGCUCAGGAUGCUGAAGGCAGCACCAUCAACAUCAAGAUCACUGACAAGGGAGACGGCACCUUCCUGUGUGUGUACACUCCUGUCAAGCCCAUUAAACACACCAUCAUCAUCACCUGGGGUGAGGUCAACGUCCCCAACAGCCCCUUCAGGGUGCUGGUUGGAGAGGGAUCUCAUCCAGACAAAGUCAAGGUCUACGGGCCCGGGGUGGAGAAGACGGGACUCAAGGCUAACGAGCCCACAUACUUCACCGUGGACUGCGGCGAGGCCGGUCAAGGAGACAUCAGCAUUGGAAUCAAGUGCGCCCCGGGGGUGGUCGGCCCCGCCGAGGCCGACAUCGACUUUGACAUCAUCAAGAAUGACAAUGACACCUUCACUGUCAAGUACACUCCGCCCGGCCCGGGAAAAUACACCAUCAUGGUGCUGUUUGCUGACCAAGAAAUUCCAAUCAGUCCGUUCAAAGUCAAAGUGGAUCCUUCCCAUGAUGCUGGCAAAGUGAGAGCUGAGGGUCCUGGACUCAACAAGACAGGUGUGGAGGUGGGCACUCCAACCCACUUCACCAUCUACACAAAGGGAGCUGGCAAGGCCAAGCCUGAGGUGCAUUUCGCAGCAUCGAGCCCGGGAGAGGCGGUUCGUGACUUUGAGAUCAUCGAUAACCAUGAUUACUCCUACACGGUCAAGUACACUGCUCUCCAACAGGGCAACAUGGCCAUUUCUGUGAGUCACGGAGGCGAUCCCAUCCCCAAGAGCCCCUUCAACAUCACAGUGGCUCCAGCUCUGGAGAUUGGCAAAGUCAAAGUGGAGGGAUUAGACAACAAAGUGGAAGUGGGAAAGGAUCAGGAGUUCACAGUUAACACAAAGGGAGCUGGUGGGCAGGGCAACGUAGGUGUGAAGAUGACUUCACCCUCCGGACGGCCAAUCCCGUGCAAGAUGGAAUCAGACAAAGCCAAAGGCACGCACGGUGUGAAGUACAUCCCCCCCGAGGAGGGGCAGUACAAGGUGGAUGUCAGCUAUGAUGGCAACCCUGUGAUGGGAAGCCCUUUUGGGGUUGAGGCAGUGAUGCCUGCUGAUCCUUCAAAGGUGCGAGCCUAUGGUCCGGGCCUAAAAGGAGGCAUUGUGGGAAAACCAGCGCCGUUCACUAUUGACACAAAGGGAGCGGGUGCCGGUGGGCUGGGCCUGACAGUGGAGGGUCCCUGCGAGGCAAAGAUCGAGUGCCAGGACAACGGCGACGGCACGUGCUCGGUGUCCUACCUGCCCACCGAGGCCGGCGAGUACGCCAUCAACAUCCUGUUCGCGGAGCAGCACAUCCCCGGCUCCCCCUUCAAAGCCGCCGUCCGGCCGGCCUUCGACCCCAGCAAGGUGACGGCCAGCGGGCCGGGGCUGGAGAAGGCCAAAGCGGGCGAGCCGGCCACCUUCACCGUGGACUGCACCCGAGCGGGGGACGGCGAGCUCACCAUCGAGAUCGUGUCCGACGCCGGGGUCAAAGCUGAAGUGCAUAUCCAGAAAACCGCCGAGGGCACUUUCUCCGUCACCUACAUCCCCUCCUUCCACGGCUCGCACACCAUCACCAUCAAGUACGGCGGCCACAUGAUUCCACAGUUUCCAAAAGUGCUGCAGGUGGAACCGUCGGUGGACACCACCGGGGUGCAUGUGUACGGCCCGGGAGUGGAGCCCAGAGGGGUCCUCAGAGAAGUCACCACCCACUUCAUUGUCGAUGCCCGCGCUCUCAACAAGGCUGGAGGAAGCCACGUGAAGGUGCACGUCAUCAGCCCCUCUGGCACCAAGGCGGAGAGCUUCAUUACCGACAAGGGAGACGGCACCUACCGGGUGGAGUACACGGCGUUUGAGGACGGAAUGCACCUUAUCGAGGUGCUGUACGACGACGCGCCCGUACCCAAAAGCCCCUUCAGGGUGUCUGUUGUGGAGGGAUGCGAUCCAACACGGGUGCGUGCCUUUGGACCUGGCCUGGAGGGAGGAAUCACCAACAAACCGAACUGCUUCACCGUGGAGACCAGGGGAGCUGGCACAGGAGGACUGGGUCUGACCAUCGAGGGAGCCUCAGAGGCCAAAAUAUCCUGCAAAGACAAUAAAGAUGGCAGCUGCAGCGUGGAGUAUGUUCCCUUCACCCCUGGAGAUUAUGACGUAAACAUCAACUACGGCGGCCACCCGAUCCCCGGGAGCCCCUUCCGGGUGCCGGUGAAGGAUCCGGUGGAUCCCAGCAAAGUGAAGUGCUCGGGUCCCGGUCUGGGCAGCGGCGUGAGAGCCCACGUUCCUCAGACGUUCACGGUGGACUCUACUCAGGCUGGACAGGCGCCUCUGGACGUCAAACUCUACGGCCCAACAGGAACCGUGGAGCCUGUUGGUGUGAAGAACAACGGCGAUGGAACCCACACGGUCCACUACACCCCGGCCCAGGACGGCCCCUACACUGUAGCAGUCAAGUAUGCAGACCAGGAAGUCCCACACAGUCCGUUCAAGGUAAUGUCUCAGCCUGGGCAUGACGCCAGCAAGGUGCGAGCCAGUGGGCCCGGCCUGGACACCAAGGGCGUGCCCGCAAGCUUGCCUGUGGAGUUCACCAUCGACGCCCGGGACGCCGGCGAGGGGCUGCUCACCGUCCAGAUCCUGGACCCAGAGGGAAAGCCGAAGAACGCCACCAUCCAGGACAACAGGGACGGCACCUACACCGUGUCCUACGUGCCCGACUCCACCGGCCCGUACACCAUCACCAUUAAAUACGGAGGAGACGAGAUCCCUUACUCCCCAUACCGCAUCCAGUCUCUGCCCACAGGAGACGCCAGCAAAUGUCGCGUCACCGUUUCCAUUGGAGGACAUGGCGUGUCAAGCCUUCAGAAGCUCCAAACCUCUGAGGAUACAGUUAUCACCGUGGACGCCAAGGCUGCUGGGAAAGGCAAGGUGACCUGCAAGGUUCUGACCCCACAGGGGAUGGAGCUGGAUAUGGACGUGGUGGAGAAUCACGAUGGGACAUUUGACAUUUACUACACCGCCCCCGAACCUGGGAAAUAUGUAAUCACCAUCCGCUUUGGGGGACAGAACAUCCCUAAAAGCCCCUUCCACGUGGUGGCUUCAAAUGAGCCGGUGGCUCCCCGCGACACCGUGGAUCCUCUCUUCCGUCCAGUUAACUUCCUCGUUCCGUUCACGCCGCAGCAAGGAGAAAUCACAGGUGAGGUGCGGAUGCCUUCCGGAAAGACGUCCCGUCCACAUAUCACCGACAACAAGGACGGCACCAUCACCAUCAAGUACCAGCCCACAGAGAAAGGCCUGCACGAGAUGGACAUCAAGUAUGAGGGAAACCACAUCCCAGGGAGCCCUCUGCAGUUUUAUGUGGAUGCUGUGAACAGCGGAGUGGUGACUGCUUACGGCCCCGGUCUGAGUUACGGCAUGGUGAACAAGGCUGCUACUUUUACAGUGGUCACCAAGAACGCUGGAGAGGGUGGUUUGUCGCUGGCGGUGGAGGGCCCGUCAAAGGCUGAGAUCACCUGUAAGGACAACAAAGAUGGCACCUGCACUGUGUCCUACCUGCCCACCGCUCCUGGAGACUACAACAUCAUUGUCAAGUUCGACAACAAACACAUACCAGGCAGCCCGUUCACUGCCAAGAUCACCGGGGACGACUCCAUCACCAGGACAUCCCAGCUGAACGUCGGCACGGCGGCCGACGUGUCCCUGAAGAUCGCAGAGACUGAUCUGAGCUCUCUGACUGCCAGUAUCAGAGCGCCAUCAGGAAAUGAAGAGCCCUGUCUGCUCAAGAGGCUGCCCAACAGACACCUCGGCAUUUCUUUCACCCCCAAGGAGGUCGGCGAGCACGAAGUGAGCGUGAGGAAGAACGGCAUGCACGUGGCCAACAGCCCUUUCAAAAUCAUGGUCGGCCAGUCGGAGAUCGGCGAGGCCAGCAGAGUGAAGGCGUUCGGCAAAGGCCUGGUGGAAGCGCACACGUUCGAAAUGGCGGAGUUUUUCGUGGAUACCAGGAACGCAGGUUACGGAGGUCUGGCACUGUCAGUGGAAGGUCCGAGCAAAGUGGAUAUCAACUGUGAGGAUGUGGAGGACGGGACGUGCAGGGUGACCUACUGCCCCACUGAGCCGGGCAGCUACACCGUCAACAUCAAGUUUGCAGAGAAGCACAUCCCAGGAAGUCCUUUCACAGUGAAGGUGACCGGAGAGGGAAGGAUCAAGGAAAGUAUUACAAGAAAAAGACAGGCAUCUUCUCUCGCCUCUGUGGGCAGCACAUGUGGUCUUAACCUCAAGAUCCCAGGAAACUGGUUCCAGAUGGUUUCGGCUCAGGAGAGGCUGACCCGGACGUUCACCCGGAGCAGCCACACCUACACGCGCACCGAGCGCACGGAGAUCAGCAAAACCCGCGGCGGGGAGACCAAGAGGGAGGUGCGAGUGGAGGAGAGCACUCAGGUGGGGGGAGGAGGCAGCCCCUUCAGAGACGUGUUCGGAGACUUUCUGGGCAGAGAGAGCCUCAGCAGCUUCGCUGGCAUCACCGCCGCCAGACCUGAGGUGGAGAGCGGCUCCCAGGCCAUGACAGCCCAGGUGACCAGUCCCAGCGGGAAGACGGUGGACGCUGACAUUGUGGACGGCGGGAGCAGCACCUACAGCGUCCGCUUCAUCCCCCAGGAGAUCGGACCCCACACCGUCAAUGUCAAGUACAGAGGCCAGCACGUCCCCGGGAGCCCCUUCCAGUUCACUGUGGGCCCCAUGGGGGAGGGCGGGGCACACAAAGUCCGCGCCGGAGGCCCCGGCCUGGAGAGGGGCGUCGCCGGAGCGCCUUCUGAGUUUAGCAUCUGGACCAGAGAAGCCGGAGCUGGAGGCCUGUCCAUUGCCGUUGAGGGCCCCAGCAAAGCCGAAAUCUCCUUUGAGGACAGGAAAGACGGUUCUUGCGGCGUCUCCUACGUCGUGAAAGAGCCAGGUGACUACGAGGUGUCAAUCAAAUUCAACAACGAGCACAUCCCCGACAGCCCCUUCAUCGUUCCCAUCGCUACGCUGUCAGAUGAAGCCCGCAGGCUCACUGUCACCAGCCUCCAGGAGAAAGACUUGAAGGUGAACCAAGAAGCAUCCUUCAUGGUGCAGCGUAACGGCGCCCGAGGUGUGGUGGAUGCCAAGGUGCACACUCCCUCCGGCUCGUCGGAGGAGUGCUACGUCACCGAGCUGGACAGCGACAAGAGCGCCAUCCGCUUCAUUCCACGAGAGAACGGCGUUCACUCCAUAGAUGUCAAGUUCAACGGAUGCCACAUUCCUGGAAGCCCCUUCAACGUGCGAGUGGGAGACCCGGGGCUGAUCGGAGAUCCGGGCAUGGUGACUGCACAUGGCCCUGGCCUGCAGGGAGGAACCACAGGUGUUCCCUCCGAGUUUGUGGUCAAAACCUGCAAUGCGGGCUCCGGCACUCUGUCGGUGAACAUCGACGGCCCGUCCAAGGUCAAGAUGGACUGCCGGGAGUGUCCCGAAGGCUACAAGAUCACCUACACGCCCAUGGCACCUGGCAACUAUCUCAUCGCCAUCAAAUACGGCGGGCCGCAGCACAUAGUGGGCAGCCCCUUCAAAGCUAAGAUCACAGGCACGAGGCUGUCUGGGGGACACAGCCUCCAUGAGACUUCUUCCGUCUUGGUCGAAACGGUGACCAAGACCUCCAAAGUGGGCGGUGCCUUCAGCUCUUCAUCCUCCUCUUCCUCCACCGCCGCCGCCAAGCUGGCGUCCGACGCCAGCAAGGUGGUCUGCCGCGGGGCGGGACUGGCCAAGGCUUCCAUCGGACAGAAAAACAAUUUUACCGUUGACUGCAGCAAAGCAGGUACCAACAUGCUGAUGGUGGGCGUGCACGGGCCCCUCGCUCCCUGCGAGGAAGUUUACGUCAAACACAUGGGCAACAAGCUCUAUAACGUCACCUACACCGUCAAGGACAAAGGCAGUUACACCGUCAUCGUCAAGUGGGGCGAUGAUAACGUCCCAGGGAGCCCUUACAAAGUGGCUGUACCAUGAAAAAAAAAAAAAAAAACUGCACAACUGGCCGAUUCCCCGUCCUCCUCCGACCCGCCGACCUUUUCCCCUUCAUGUGCAAACAUCAGUCAAUCUCCUCGGUUCUCCUCGGCUCAGCUGUUUGCUGUCCAACGGACUGCAACAUGCUCAACAUGCACAAAAA
Messenger RNA from Salarias fasciatus (jewelled blenny), 8642 nucleotides. Its product is annotated as filamin-C-like. Gene Ontology annotation, biological process: actin cytoskeleton organization. Lineage: Eukaryota; Metazoa; Chordata; Actinopteri; Blenniiformes; Blenniidae. Gene Ontology annotation, molecular function: actin filament binding. The record is from RefSeq and is a predicted model, not a curated record.